CUGCUGGACAGUUAACUCGGUUUUGGCUCGCCCGGUUUUUGGCAGGCACAGAGAGACUGCUUUGCUUACCUCUCCGGCCUCUUCCUUCGCUUUCUUUAGCUUCCUCAAUUAUUUUCCCCUGUGCAGCUGCUGCCCCCUCUCGCCGUCUGGCAAAGUGGAUUGGCUUUCAAACCCGCGCCUACUGACAAUGUCUACUUGAAGGCCAUCGCAUUGUUUAAGGCCAAUGCGGGUCCCCAUCGCCUUGCAGCUGGCACUGCUGGUGCUGAUCACCUCCCUGGUGGGCUUGGCUGUGAUUUCCAUUGCGACAUGGAAGAAUAAUUACCAUUUUGUGACCAGCAUCAAGUCCCAGGGCUUGGUCCUAACAGCGUCUCUCAAAGCCGGCCAGAUCGCGUCCGAUCUUCAACUGAUUGAAUCCACCUGCGCAACUGUCUCGACGCGCGUUCUCAUUCAAAAUUCCCUGCGAAGGUUCUAUCAAGGGAACACCUCAUAUGAGAAUUGGGCUAAUGCCAUCAUCGAUCUCCAGUCGGCGCUGGGAACCAGUGGUAUUGCGCCUCUCUACCAGGCCAAAAUCUUCUCUCGCAAUGGAGUUGGUGACUCAGGUGGCUUGUUGAAUGUGACCAGCGAUGCGGGAGCUUCCAUUGCCCUUCCCUAUACAUAUGCAAACGGCUCGAGUGUUAUGCUGGGUGACCCUGGCCUGGGAUACCCUCCUUCACUGUAUCCGAACAUAACAUAUACAUUCGCUAAUGGUGUCGAUCCCGCCAAUGCAACGAGUAACGAUGGCACGGCGAGCGCUUUCCCUAACUAUAUCUUCAAUGCCACUUCUGCAUUAUUGUUAGGACCAAUAUCUAUGAAUUCCACUUUGUCGCUUCUUUCAUUUACUCUGCCAAUCAUCAACAAUACUUCCAACACGGAUAUACUGGGAUAUAUGACAAUCGUCGCAAGCGCCACCAGCUUACUGUCGACCUUGGUCAGCCGCGACUUUAUCGACAGCACAGCCCUGGUGCUUCUCAUAGGCCCUGCGGAUCAGUCCAAUUUAUUCCUAGGGGAUGUGCGGCCGGCAGAGGAUAACGAACCGGCUGCUAAUGUGACCGACCUUACCAAUGCUCUCGCGCACUACGUUUUCAUGCCGCCUGUAACCGAAGGCGAAAGUGACCGACAUGAUCAAUACCGCAACAACGAUGCCCCAUUCAAACUCAGCAGUUACCCUCAGGUUCUGGGCGUACUCUCCAAUCCAAAGCCGACAGCUAACAACUCGACGAGUUCUCUCGCAACCACCAACGAGCAAGGCUAUGAGGUGGCCGUCGGAGUCGCUCGACCACAAACUAACGUAGUAGAUUGGGUCGUUAUAAUGGAGGAAACCCACGCACAGGCGUUCGCCUCGGUUGUGCAAUUGCGGAAUAUCAUUCUUGCUUGCGUUUUCGGCACAGCAGGCUUUAUUACUUUGAUAGUAUUCCCCUUGGCACAUUACAGCGUCACUCCAAUUAGAAAGCUCAAGGCGGCCACGGAAAAAGCGAUUCAACCAGGACCAGAACAUCCUUACGGAAGUGCGCUUUCAGUCAAUCACUCUGCUAACGAUGAUGGCAACGACGCUGAUGAGCGUGAUAUUUCGAAAAGUAACUUUUUAACUGAGUUGAAAAAGUUCUUGAGUGGUAAAUGGUAUUCUUCGCAACUUUCCGAAAGUGAAGAAGGUCAUAGACGGCCCUUUAAGGUGCCGCUAAAAGUUAAGGAAUCAAAACACUGUGUCACGGACGAAUUGACAGAGUUAACUGGCACAUUUAACGAAAUGUCAGACGAGCUCAUGAUUCAAUAUACUAGACUUGAGGAACGGGUUGCUGAGAGGACGCGCGAGCUGGAGAUCAGCAAAAGAGCAGCCGAAGCUGCUAACGAGAGCAAAACCCAUUUCAUUGCCAAUAUUUCCCACGAGUUGAAGACUCCGCUAAAUGGUAUUCUUGGAAUGUGUGCAGUAUGCAUGGGCGAGGAGGAUCUUUCAAGAAUCAAGAAAUCGCUGAAAGUUGUGUACAAGUCGGGUGAUCUACUUUUGCACUUGUUGAAUGAUCUAUUGACAUUCAGCAAGAAUGAGAUUGAACAAGCUGUCCGAUUGGAUGAGAAGGAUUUCAACUUGGCCGAUAUCAAGUCGCAGAUCCUGACCAUUUUCGAAAGGCAAUUUCACGAGAAGCGUGUGGAUUUUAGCGUCAAGUUCAUUGGCACUUCCAUUGGAGAGGUCCCACUUCACGAGAGUCUAUUAUCAGAGAAGCAGCCUGUAGUUGCAGUCAGCCCUGCUUUUGGGCCGCCUGGAACGGGCCGUAUGAAAGACAUGGUGCUUUGGGGCGACCAUCAUCGUAUUCUGCAAAUUCUCAUCAACUUGGUCAGUAAUAGUCUGAAGUUUACGCCGGAAGGUGGCUCUGUGGAGGUACGCAUUCGAUGUGUUGGGGAUUAUGAGAAGUCGCGUGAUGUAGGUGGAAAAGUAUCUUUUGAUUCCAAGCAUAGCUCUGGGGUUAAAGAACGGACGUCGUCCGCCAGGUCUAGGGAAAUAGAGCCAGGCCAACCGAGCGGAACGAUCUUACAGGACAACAUCAAAGAACGGGAAAAUUCUAUCAUUUACAGAACCCUAGAAUUUGCCUUUGAAGUUCAAGAUACAGGCCCGGGCAUCCCACCGCAUCUCCUACAAAGAGUCUUCGAGCCGUUUGUACAGGGCGAUUUAGGUCUCAACCGCAAGUUCGGUGGUACAGGUCUUGGUCUGAGUAUCUGCUCGCAAUUGUCUCGGUUGAUGAGCGGCACAAUAGCCCUCGACAGCACCGUUGGCAAGGGCUCGACUUUCACUGUCAAGAUUCCGUUGAAGUUUGUUAAAGAAAUGGCCUCGAGUACACACAGCUCCAGCGAUACCAGUUCACGACCGCAGAGCAAGGUGUUUCUCGUUGACGACCCGAACAGUCGACCGGACACUCCAUCCAAGAAAUCCAAUGAAUCCCAAGACCUGCAGCCCCGACUAGUUGGUCUCAGUCAGCCUUUCUUUGCUGCUGCACCGCCACCAACAUCACAACCCACAUCUUCUGUGCCAGGUUCCAUCAAUACUAGCGACAGCAAAACCCAAGCCAUGAGCACCAUCACACCUGUCUCGUCAACAAAAAGCGGCCGAACCCGCGUUCUCGUCGCCGAUGACAAUGCCGUCAACCAAGAAGUCGUUCUCCGCAUGCUGAAACUCGAGGAUAUAUACGACGUCACCAUUGCCAAGGACGGACAAGAGGCGUACGACACCGUCAAAGCCGCGAUGUCCGAGGGCAAUCAAUUCGAUCUGAUAUUCAUGGAUAUCCAAAUGCCCAACGUUGAUGGUCUGCAAAGCACGCGUCUGAUCCGCGAAAUGGGGUAUUCUGCGCCGAUUGUGGCGUUGAGUGCAUUUGCCGAGGAGAGCAAUAUUAAGGAUUGUAUGGAAAGUGGAAUGGAUAUGUUUUUAUCGAAGCCUAUUAGACGACCAGCGCUGAAACAGGUGCUGCAAAAGUUUGCCACUAUCGAGGAAGAAGAGGGCGAGUUGGCGACGCCGUGAUUUUCACCAUCUGCGAGUUCCUUACGUAUUUGAAACUAUGCAUUGCGUUGGAUGGAUAUCUUUUAGUCUUUGUUAUUCGGUGUUGGAGUGAGGUGGCGAUAUGCAUAUACAUGAUUGGCAUACGCGGUUGCAUAUUAUAUUCGGAAUGUUAUUUCGGCUUAGGAGUAAAUGGACUGUAUAAGUACAUGAAUUAUAUAUACUGGU
Messenger RNA from Talaromyces proteolyticus, 3745 nucleotides. Its product is annotated as putative sensor histidine kinase/response regulator TcsB/Sln1. NCBI's taxonomy places the organism in Eukaryota, Fungi, Ascomycota, Eurotiomycetes, Eurotiales, Trichocomaceae. The transcript has 5 exons. The coding region runs from base 224 to 3541 and encodes 1105 amino acids. Gene Ontology annotation, biological process: phosphorelay signal transduction system; phosphorylation. Gene Ontology annotation, molecular function: phosphorelay sensor kinase activity. The record is from RefSeq and is a predicted model, not a curated record.